GUAAAGCCGCUCUGAUGAUCACGUCUCCUUACGCCCAAGUGAACGAGGACGUAGCCGAAAUCUUUACUGAAGUCAGUCAUUCUGGACGAAGACAAAGGGGGUCUACACCUGAGCAAAUAAGAGCAAAACGAAUGACAAACUGGAUACACCAUUUUACGAGAAAUUAUCACAAUAACUUCGCGUUUUUAAAUCUCUUACCGUUAUGGAUUUUCCUUAUUGACUUUUGGUCUGCGGCCAACGGAUGACUUGACAAUUCUGUCAAGUGACAGAGGUACCGCUUAAAUAUUUACAUAUUUACAUACCGUUGAUGUUUAUUAUACCAGCCGACACGCAUUUCGCGAUGGCAUGAGACGGCAGGCACUGCGCUUAAGUGCAGUAAGUCAACUUGAUCAUUUUGCUUGGGAAAACGGGCUGAGCCUACUGUCUCGGCGGCGCACGGCAUAGGCAACAUCAGAGAAUGACCAAAGACCCUAGUGUAAAGGAAUAGAUAUCACAAGGAAUUAUUCAGCUUUUCUACACCCAGUCCAUUCAUCCAUAAUAUCGCAUGAAGGACAGUCAUUCUUUACUCUUUCAUGGACAAAGUGGAUUUUACAACUCGAUCAAUAGACCCUUCUUCUCUCCGCACUGCACUUAAGCUGGUGUUUGUAUAGAGAACGGUGAUUUUGGGAAUACGAACAAAAGGUGUCUGUACCCACCUUUUUGACGAACUAAAGCCACACGAUUGAACUGGCGUGGGUUUUCGAAUAACUUGAAAGGAAGAUGAUAAAGUUUAUCACAAAAGUGGUCUGUUUUGUGGCGUGCGUACUCUCCAUCCGCUGUACACCGGCCCCCGAGACCCAGACAGUGUCCCAGGAUACCUGCGCUUCUUGCGGAAUCGGUCAGACGGAGGAGUCGAGGAGGAUGGACAUAGAUUUUUUGGAGGCAGUGAAAAGGCAUAUUCUGAACAGGUUACAGAUGCGGGAGCGACCCAACAUCACCCACCCCAUCCCGAAGGCGGCGAUGGUGACUGCGUUAAGGAAACUUCACGCGGGGAAAGUAAGGGAGGACGGGAGAGUGGAAAUCCCAAACCUUGAUGGACACGCGAGUUACCACAACGAGGUGGAGGAGGAAACUUCAGAGAUCAUCAGUUUCGCGGAAACAGAUGAGCUGGUGUCCUCCAAGUCGAGCCUCUUCUUCGUCAUCUCCAACGAGGGGAACCAGAACCUCUACGUGUCCCAGGCCAGCCUGUGGCUGUACUUCAAGCUGCUGCCCUCGACGUCGGAGAAGGGCCCGCGCCGCAAGGUGACGGUCAAGGUGUACUUCCAGGAGCCGGGCCUGAGCAGCAAGUGGAACCUGGUGGAGAAGCGCGUGGACCUCAAGCGCAGCGGCUGGCACACCUUCCCACUGACCGAGGCCGUGAAGCUGGUCUUCAGCAAGGGCGACCGGCGGCAGAACCUGGACAUCCGUUGCGAGGGAUGCGACGAGUCGGGCGUGAUCCCCUCGCUGGUCAACCCCGCCGACGAGUCGCACCGGCCCUUCCUGGUGGUCCAGGCUCGCCUGGCCGACAACAAGCACCGCAUCCGCAAGCGCGGCCUGGAGUGCGAUGGCACCAACAGCCUGUGCUGCCGGCAGCAGUUCUACAUCGACUUCCGGCUCAUCGGCUGGAACGACUGGAUCAUCGCCCCGUCCGGGUACUUCGGGAACUACUGCGAGGGCAACUGCCCGGCCUACAUGGCGGGGGUGCCGGGGUCGGCGUCCUCGUUCCACACGGCGGUGGUCAACCAGUACCGCAUGCGUGGCAUGAGCCCCGGCUCGAUGAACUCCUGCUGCAUCCCCACCAAACUCAGCACCAUGUCCAUGCUCUACUUCGACGACGAGUACAACAUCGUCAAGAGAGACGUCCCCAACAUGAUCGUGGAGGAGUGCGGCUGUGCUUGAGUCUUAUUUAAAACAACAAGCAGGAAAGAAAAAACGAGUAAAUACGAAGAAACACACAAAAAGAAACUGAGGGGGAGAGAGGGGAGGGGACUCACGUUGGACUUUUGUACACAGAAAAUAAUAUUGCAAGAAUAAUUAUAGUAACAAAGUAAUAUUUAUGAACAUUUUCUUGAACACCAGCACACACAGUUGACCGCGUUCAUGGGCACAACCACAGAUGCCACACAGAAAGACACACACACACACACACACACACACACACACACACACACACAGACACACACACACACACACACACUCAAAUGCAAACACACGUCAUGCACACAGUUAUACAAGCAUGCACAGAACAUUGUGUACAUAUUAUUUAUGUUUGUUAAUAUUCCUGGUAGAAGCAUUUAUCAGUUCUGCCAGCUUGUGAUUCAGUCAAGUUUUAUAAACAAAGGUUUGUAAAAUAACUUAGGUCACAAUGUUUAAAGGGAUGCAGAAGAGAUGGUGAUUUAUGAGUUUGUAUCGUUAAUCUUUUUUUUUUAUUCAAUAUUUGCCAUUUUGUCUUUUCUUGUAUUCAAAAAAUUGAGAAUUCUCACAUGCUCUGACAAAAGACACAAAAAGGAGCCUUAGACAACCAGUAAGGGAGUCUAUUUGGACUGCCAAAACCAACCCUGCCUCUCUCCAAAUAGUAUCUCUGAGAACCAGCCCAACACCUACGUGAAAGCACUGACCACAGCUACGUCCAACUAUACAGCACUUCUGAAAAGCAAUACUGAUGGAACUACACUUCC
This is a messenger RNA of Alosa alosa (allis shad), 2696 nucleotides long. Its product is annotated as inhibin beta B chain-like. Bases 760 to 1917 code for a protein of 385 amino acids. The transcript has 2 exons. Gene Ontology annotation, cellular component: extracellular region. The record is from RefSeq and is a predicted model, not a curated record. NCBI's taxonomy places the organism in Eukaryota, Metazoa, Chordata, Actinopteri, Clupeiformes, Clupeidae. Gene Ontology annotation, biological process: SMAD protein signal transduction; BMP signaling pathway. Gene Ontology annotation, molecular function: cytokine activity; growth factor activity.